Molecule: messenger RNA, 6156 nt
Organism: Gambusia affinis (western mosquitofish)
Lineage: Eukaryota; Metazoa; Chordata; Actinopteri; Cyprinodontiformes; Poeciliidae
Gene: lrch3
Product: leucine-rich repeats and calponin homology (CH) domain containing 3
Exons: 20
Coding region: 66-2213 (715 amino acids)
Molecular function (GO): protein binding
Source: RefSeq, a predicted model, not a curated record
CCACACUACGCAUGCUCCUCUCCACAGCAGCCGUUAGCAUCGGGGGCUAACAGCCGGAGCGUGUAAUGGCGGCCUCGGUGUUACUGGGGUCUGCGGAAAGCACCGGACUCAACUUCACGGUCGGAGCCGGUGGCAAUGGUAUCCUCGGAAACUCUAAUGGACUGGGCCAGGCGGGCCCUGCGUCCUGGAACCGCUCCCUGGACCGGGCGCUGGAAGAAGCGUCGGUAAGCGGCUGUCUGAACCUCAGCGGCAGGAAGCUGAAGGAGUUUCCCCGGAGCGCCGCCAACCACGACCUGACCGACACCGUCCGGGCCGAUCUGUCCCGGAACCGGCUGUCGGAGCUUCCUCUGGAGGUUUGCCUCUUCGUGUCUCUGGAGUAUCUGAACCUGUACCAGAACUGCCUGAGGUCUCUGCCGGACGGCCUGGUGAACCUACAAGCCCUGACGCACCUGAACCUCAGUCGGAACCAGCUGUCCGUCCUGCCGGCCGUCGUCUGCAGCCUUCCUCUGAAGGUUCUGAUUGCCUCUAACAACAAACUGGUUUCUCUGCCAGAGGAACUGGGCCAGCUGAGACACCUCACUGAGCUGGAUGUGAGCUGUAACGAGAUCCGGACGUUACCGUCCCAAGUGGGUCAGCUGGAGGCUCUGAGAGACCUGAACAUCCGGAGGAAUCACCUGGUCCGACUCCCUUCAGAGCUGGCUGAGCUUCCUCUGGUGCGCCUCGACUUCUCCUGCAACAAAGUGACCUCCAUUCCCGUCUGCUACCGCGGCCUGACCCAGCUGCAGGCCAUCGUCCUGGACAACAACCCGCUGCAGAGCCCGCCCGCACAGAUCUGCAUCAAAGGGAAGGUCCACAUCUUCAAGUUCCUGAACCUGGAGGCCAGUAAGACCACACCGGAGCUGCCCGAGUUCGACAGGAGACCUCUGACCUCCUGUGUUGACGAGGCGUAUCCAGGGCGACCGUACGGCGCGCUGGACUCGGGCUUCAACAGUGUGGACAGUGGGGACAAGCGGUGGCUGGGCAACGAGGUUUCAGAGGAACCGUCAGAGCUGCCGGUCAGAGACCAGAGGCGAGCCGGACCAGGAGGACAUGUGCUGCCCAACGGGACACCAGACGGGGAGCUGGAGCAGAUAGACUUCAUUGACAGCUGUGUGGAGGAGGAAGACGAGGGGAAGCGCCGUUCAGGAGCAGCAGACCGGAGCAGCCUCAGCUCUCAGUUCAUGGCAUACAUCGAGAGACGCAUCACCAGGGAGGGUUCCCCAGUGAAGAACAGCUUGGCUCGGGUGGAAGACAUGAAGAGACACAGCAGAAACAUGGCCGACGGCGUCGCGGCGUCUUCGAGCUCCCAAAGUCAGAGAGCUGGUUCCGGUUAUGGUUCCGGUUCUGGUUCUGGAGGUGUGGAGAGGAUGAGAAGAGAGGCUCAGCUCGCCGCUCUGAGGUACGAUGAAGAGCGGCAGAAGAACCGUUCUCUCCAGAGAGACAGCGUCACCAGCUACUCCAAGCAGAAAGCAGCUCAGAGUCCGUCCAAGUCCAGUCCAGAACCUGAGAACGUCUACCCCUCCAGGCGCUCCACCCACACAGAUGACUCUGCCCUCAUCAUGCAGGGAGAGGACAGAGCCACCUUGUCUCCUACAGCCAAUCAGUCGCCUUCGUACCCCGGCUCAGGAGGCGGGGCUUCCAGUCGGACGUCCAGCCUGCGGCCAGAUAGCUUCCUGUAUCGCCUCGGUCAGAGGGACGAGAAGAGAAAAGGGGACGCCGUCACUGCGCUGCCUCAACCCAAGGAGGAAGCUCCUGCUGCUCCUCCUCUGGUGGGCGAAGAUGCAGCGCUGGUGGAGCAGCUCAGGAAGAACAUCGAGGCCCGGCUGAAGGUGGCGCUGCCGAGCGACCUGGGCGCCGCCCUGACAGAUGGCGUGGUGCUAUGCCACCUGGCCAAUCACGUGAGGCCGCGCUCCGUCCCCAGCAUCCACGUCCCGUCCCCCGCUGUGCCUAAGCUCACCAUGGCCAAGUGUCGGCGCAACGUGGAGAACUUCCUGGAGGCGUGUCGCAGGAUCGGAGUCCCACAGACUAAGUUGUGUCUUCCGCUCCACAUCCUGGAGGAGCGAGGGCUCCCCCAGGUGGCCGGGACGGUCAGUGCGCUGCUGGACCUGGCUCCUCCCAAGCAGUCCGUCUCCACGACGACGGCAACGCCACCUGGGCCCUCCGUGGUCAUCUAGCCGCUGCACGCAUUCAGUCGGCCUCCUGUAACAACGAAUCAGAGCUCGCCGAGUUCCCACAGCCAGAAACGAGUCGUGACGCCGUUCAGGAAGCUGUGUGGCGUAUGGAAGCCCAUCAGUGCCAGGAAGUUAAAAUCAGGAGUUAUAAAUGAAAAUGUCGAUAAUGUUUGGUUGUGCUGAUUGAUCCAGAUCAACACUAAUGUCUGAGUUUCCAUGGUAACAGCAGGUUUUACUGCUUUGACUGGAGGAAAAACUCAUAAACAAGAUAUUUUUUAAACUCUAAAACGUGUUUAGACUAUUGGUUGGGAAAAAUCCAACUCAGGCAGUGAGUUUUUGACCAUUUUGUUCUUGUGGAACAUCUGAUUGUUUUGCUUUUUUGUGGGAAUAUUUUUUAUAAAGUGAGUGGGAAAUUUUAUUUUAAAAAUUUUCUCUCAACCCUUUAAAUUAAUCUAAAGUACAUACCAAUUGAACUGUAAAAGUACAUUUAAAAACUAUUUACUUUUGUGUGAAAAGUUAGAUUUUACACUGAUUUACCAUACUUUUUGAUUUUAGCUUUUACCAUGCUGGUUGAUUUAAUUUUUGCUCAAAUGGGCUUCCAUACAGCGUCCAUACAGACUUCUGGCAGGUGAGUGUUUUUGUCUGGAUGUUUGAGGCAUUCUCACUGAUCCCAGUACACAGGAGUCAAACAGAGGCUUUCCUACUGGUGCAGGACUGGUAACCUGCUGGAAGCUGCAUGUGGAUCUGAUGGAGACACAAAGAGCUGAGAUCAAACCGUCACGACUGAACUGAACGAGUCUUUAGAAACUGAACGAGUCUUUAGAAACUGAACGAGUCUUUAGAAAAUAAAUGAGUCUCGAGAAACCAAAUAAUUCUUCAGAAACUGAAACAGCUUUGGGCAACUGAACAUGUCUUGAGUAACUAGACUGGUCUUUGGAAACUUAACGAGUCUCAAGGAAGGGAACUAGUCCUGAGAAACCAAAGGAGUCUUUAAAAACUGAACUAGAAAGAAGACCAGAGACAGCAAGCGAGUCUUGAGAAACCAAAUAUGUCUGGUGUGACCAGACAAGUCUUGGGAAAUAGAACGAGUCCUGAGAAAGAGAAUAGGCCAGAGAAACCGAACGAGUCCUAGGAAAACGAACGAUUCUGGAGGAACCAAACGAGUCUUUGGAAACUGAAGUCUCAAGGAACAGAUCAUGUUUUAAGAAAGAGAGUAGGCCAGAGAAACUGAACAAGACUUGGAAAAACUCAACUAGUUCCAAGAAAGAGAACAGGCCAGAGAAAGAAGGCGAGUCUUGAGAAACCAAACGGGUCUCAUGUAACCAGGCAAGUCGUGGGAAAGCGAACGAGUCCCAUAUAGAGAGCGGAUAGAGAGCACAAACACUGAAAGCUGACGAAGUUGGCAAACCAGUCAUUGGAAUCUUACUGAUUGGUUGUGCUGAUUGAUCCAGCACAGCCAAUAACAACCAAUCACAAAAAAAUAAAUGUGAUUUUUUUCUCCCUGUCAACGUAAAGACGUCAGUUUUUCAUUUUAGUUUCGGGGAAUAUGUUUUGACUAUAUUUGGUGAAAUACUAAAGGUCAAUUUUUCUCCCAAACUCCAGGAGUUUUGGUUCGUAUUCAUGUUUGUAGGCACUGAACCCAGAAACUGAAACCAUAAGUAAAAUUUCAGGCUUUGCUGUUUUUUGCACAUAACACUGUUUAUAAUUUUUAUUUACUACUUUUGUUUCUAUACAAUGUUUUUUGUAUCUAUAGAACUUUAAAAUGACCUUGUGGUUAAGGAUAAUAAAGCUAAUUGCUGUCUGAUUUAGUUUGAAAGCACUUCAAUAAGUUAAGUUGAAACAAUAGCUUAAGUUAUAAAAUAAUAAAAUACUCAAAGAAUUUUGUAUACAACUGACAUUAUAACAUGCUAUCUAGCUGAUAUACGACUGAAGCUUCUUUGAUUGCUAAAUGCUAAAAUGAUGCUAACACUAAUCAGUAGCUACUGCUGACAAAGUUUGUUAUAAUAUUUAAGUUACAUUAAAUGUAUCACAAUAAUGUUUAUUACUGCUGAGAUGACCCAGCAGUUCUUAAUUUAGCUUGGUUUGUUGCUACCAUAUAUCAUUAGCUUCAGCUAGCAUUAGCUAGAAUGCUGUUGAACUGUGCUUAGGUGGCUUACAGGCCCAAAUGGCUUCAGUGAGUAAAGUAAAUAUUCUGAUGGAACAUUUGCUAAGUUGCUAAAUGAGUUAUCUUAAGCUGUUAGCACGGUUGACUCAAAAGCGAACUGUCUAACGCCAAUAAGUUGUCAGAAAAUGGAAUAAAACUGAUAAUGAUGAAGACAAAGCAGGAAACUAUAUGACCUAAAGUCCAGAAAUUAAAAAUGAGCAUUACCAGUCAAUGUUACUAGCUUCUAAGUUAACAGGGACAAAAGAAACGAAGAUACAAAAUAAAAGAUUGCUAGCUUAAUGCCAAUGAUCAUUUUCAACUGCAGCUUAUGAACAAUUUAUUGUUCUCACAUUUAAAAUGAUUGAAUUACUUUUGGUAAACCAUUUGUACUGAUAAGAGGCCAAAAUUUAGGAAAGUAAAAACUCGGGCUAGGUUAGUUAGCUGUUAGCUGCUACACAGUUAGCAAAAGCUCAUGUUACAAUAGCAAACACAAGCUGUGCUUGAUAUGUUGGAUCACUACAGACCUUUGAUAUACUAUAGUAUCAGAAAUUCAGGUUUCUGUGCUGCAGCAGUGACCGGUCACGUGACGCAUAUUUAAAAUAUGGUUUUAAAUCUAGUUUUUCUCACAGACUCUGACUCACAUUAAGUGUGAAGUGCUCUGUAUGUGAACAAGUUGACAGAAAUGCCAGUAAGCAAGUUUCAGACCAGAUGUUGGUUCAAUUAAACACCAGAAAUAAACAGAAGCCAGAAUUUAUACUGUAUAAUUAUUUUACUUUAGAUGUGGAAAUUGUAACAGUGCUACCUAUAAAAAUGGCUUAUAUUUAUUUCAUUUUCUCAACUUCAUACCUUCAGUUGCUGUGAAAAGCAGAAGUUCUGUUUAAAAUCCAGUUUGUUUCUCCAGGCUCAUUUCUUGGCCGCUGAUUGGCCGGCUGUAGAAAGCCGACCAAUCAGCAGAGAGCUAGGCGUUCCUCAGUUUAAGAUUCGUUCCAUUUUUGAUGUUUUUUCUUCUUUGCUCUGUUUCUGGUCUCCAUCAGAUCCAAAGUCGCUUUGAUCUUUCUGACUGAACCCUGAACUCUGACUGUCAGGCUUUCCGCCAAUCCUGGGGCCAACAGAUGAAAUCAUGUUUAUACAUAUAUGUUUGUUUGUUUUUAUUGUUGUUUACAUUCAGCUGUUUGGAUUUCUUUUGUUCUGAUUUUCACCCUGUAACGGAGCAGUUAGUGUUCAGAAAUCUCCUGUAAAUAUAUAUAAAUAUAAAUAUAUAUAUAUAUAUAUAUAUAUAUAUACAUGUGUAGAUAUGUUGUACAUAUGAAGCUGAAGCCUGUCUGUUGCCUUGGCGACACUGCAGGUUAAAGGUCACUGUUGGUUUGCUGUAGCGGUUCAUCCUGCUCCGAGCGCACUACAUUUAUUUAUGGAGCUCGUUUUAGUGGAGGAAGAAGACAACAACAGGAAGCGGCUUUUUAAUUUAAAACAUGUUUACUGAGGAGUUGUGCUGCGUUCAGGCGUAGUGGGACAUCACUAAACACUAACCUAAAAACACUUCUCACAGUUUGUGCACAAACUUAGCUCCUGUUUUUACCCUGUAGCGCCCUGAGUUUAGGCUGCCAGGCAGGUGACUUGGCGUUGUAAAAACAAUGAAUUCAAGUUUCUGUCCUGCAGCAGUGACCAGUCAUGUGACAAAGUCUCACUGUUUUUAAAGGACAUUCCACCAUUUUAAAGGACAGACAUGUUUUUACUUUUUUUCUGUACAAAAGAUGAAUCCGACUGUUUGAAGAGUUUAAACAAAAAAUAAAUAUUUUAAUGUGA